Molecule: messenger RNA, 3787 nt
Organism: Echinops telfairi (small Madagascar hedgehog)
Lineage: Eukaryota; Metazoa; Chordata; Mammalia; Afrosoricida; Tenrecidae
Gene: CACNA2D3
Product: calcium voltage-gated channel auxiliary subunit alpha2delta 3
Exons: 40
Coding region: 1-3492 (1163 amino acids)
Cellular component (GO): voltage-gated calcium channel complex
Molecular function (GO): voltage-gated calcium channel activity
Source: RefSeq, a predicted model, not a curated record
AUGGGCUUGGAGCCGCCCCUGGCCCUUUCCCUGUCCUUGAUGUCCUCGCCGCGGCCGCGCGGACCCCAGGCCUCCGCGGGUCGGAGCUCGGGCUGCUCGGAAGCCCUGGAGCGCUGCCGCCCUCGGAGUCUUCCCGGGUCCCGCUCUGCGCCCGGGAACUGCCGCGCGCAGCAGCACCUACCGCAGCUGGAGGAGCCCCUGCCUCAAUCCAUCCUGCCGCGCCGCUCCCCGCGCCCGGCGGCUCCAGCCCGACUUCGGCCCCUUCCCCUGCUCCCUCCGGAAAUCGGGCGGCGCAGCGCCGCCCUGGGGGCCGCGGGGCGCUCGGAGCAGCAGAUCCCGCUCUCCGUGGUGAAGCUCUGGGCCUCGGCGUUUGGUGGGGAGAUAAAAUCCAUUGCUGCUAAGUACUCGGGCUCCCAGCUUCUGCAAAAGAAAUACAAAGAAUACGAGAAGGACGUUGCCAUUGAGGAAAUCGAUGGUCUCCAGCUUGUGAAAAAGUUGGCAAAGAACAUGGAAGAGAUGUUUCACAAAAAGUCGGAAGCAGUGCGUCGUCUUGUUGAAGCUGCAGAGGAAGCACAUCUGAAACAUGAAUUCGAUGCAGACUUGCAGUAUGAAUACUUCAAUGCUGUGCUCAUCAACGAGAGGGACAAAGACGGGAACUUUUUGGAGUUGGGGAAAGAAUUCAUCUUAGCGCCAAAUGACCACUUUAAUAACUUGCCUGUGAACAUUAGCCUGAGUGAUGUCCAAGUGCCGACAAACAUGUACAACAAAGACCCUGCGAUUGUCAAUGGAGUUUACUGGUCUGAAUCCCUGAACAAAGUUUUUGUAGAUAACUUUGACCGAGACCCAUCUCUCAUCUGGCAGUACUUUGGAAGUGCAAAGGGUUUUUUUAGACAAUAUCCAGGGAUGAAAUGGGAGCCUGAUGAAAAUGGAGUCAUCGCCUUUGACUGCAGGAACCGAAAAUGGUAUAUCCAGGCAGCCACCUCUCCAAAAGAUGUGGUCAUUUUAGUGGAUGUCAGUGGCAGCAUGAAAGGACUCCGUCUGACCAUUGCGAAGCAAACGGUCUCCUCCAUCUUGGAUACGCUGGGGGACGAUGACUUCUUCAACAUCAUUGCAUACAAUAAUAACACCCACUAUGUGGAACCUUGCCUGAACGGGACACUGGUGCAAGCUGACAGGACAAACAAAGAGCACUUCCGGGAGCACCUGGACAAGCUGUAUGCACAAGGAAUCGGGAUGCUGGACAUAGCUCUCAAUGAAGCUUUCGACGUCCUCAGAGAUUUCAAUCACACGGGGCAGGGCAGCAUCUGCAGCCAGGCGAUCAUGCUCGUCACCGACGGGGCAGUGGACACCUAUGAUGCCAUCUUUGCAAAAUACAAUUGGCCCGACCGAAAGGUCCGCGUGUUCACGUACCUCAUUGGGAGAGAGGCUGCUUUUGCAGACAACCUCAAGUGGAUGGCCUGUGCCAACAAAGGGUUCUUCACCCAGAUCUCCACCUUGGCUGACGUGCAAGAGAACGUCAUGGAAUACCUGCACGUCCUCAGCCGGCCCAAAGUAAUCGACCAGGAGCACGACGUCGUGUGGACGGAAGCGUAUAUCGACAGCACUCUCCCCCAGGCACAAAAGCUCACCGACGAUCAGGGCCUCGUCCUAAUGACCACAGUGGCCAUGCCCGUGUUUAGUAAGCAGAACGAAACCAGAUCGAAAGGCAUUCUCCUUGGUGUUGUGGGCACAGAUGUCCCAGUGAAAGAACUUCUUAAGACGAUCCCUAAAUACAAGUUGGGGAUUCACGGCUAUGCCUUUGCGAUCACAAACAACGGAUAUAUCCUGACGCAUCCAGAACUCAGGCCCCUGUACGAAGAAGGGAAAAAGCGCAGGAAACCCAACUACAGCAGCGUGGACCUCUCCGAGGUGGAGUGGGAAGACAGAGACGACGUGCUCAGGAACGCCAUGGUGAACCGGAAGACCGGCAAGUUUUCCAUGGAGGUGAAGAAGACGGUAGACAAAGGGAAGCGGGUGUUGGUGAUGACAAACGACUACUAUUACACGGACAUCAAGGGCACCCCUUUCAGUUUAGGUGUGGCGCUCUCCAGGGGCCAUGGGCAGUAUUUCUUCCGAGGCAACGUGACCAUUGAAGAAGGCCUCCACGACUUAGAGCAUCCCGAUGUGUCUUUGGCAGAUGAAUGGUCCUACUGCAACACUGACCUACACCCCGAGCACCGCCAUCUGUCUCAACUUGAAGCGAUGAAGCUCUACCUCAAAGGCAAAGAGCCUCUGCUCCAGUGUGAUAAAGAAUUAAUUCAAGAAGUUCUCUUUGACGCUGUGGUGAGCGCUCCCAUUGAAGCGUAUUGGACCAGUCUGGCCCUCAACAAAUCUGAGAACUCUGACAAAGGCGUGGAGGUGGCCUUCCUUGGCACACGCACUGGCCUUGCGAGAAUCAACCUGUUUGUUGGUGCUGAACAGCUCACCAAUCAGGACUUCCUGGCAGCUGGAGACAAGGAGAACAUUUUUAAUGCUGACCAUUUCCCUCUGUGGUACCGAAGGGCUGCAGAGCAGCUUCCCGGGAGCUUCGUCUACUCCAUCCCGUUCAGCACAGGAACUGUCAACAGAAGCCAUGUGGUGACAGCAAGCACCGCCAUCCAACUCCUCGAUGAGCGGAAAUCCCCAGUGGUGGCAGCUGUCGGCAUUCAGAUGAAGCUCGAGUUUUUCCAGAGGAAGUUCUGGACUGCCAGCAGACAGUGCGCCUCUCUGGAUGGCAAGUGCUCCAUCAGCUGUGAUGAUGAGACUGUGAACUGCUACCUCAUAGACAAUAACGGAUUUAUUCUGGUGGCUGAAGACGACACACAGACAGGAGACUUUUUCGGCGAGGUCGAGGGAGCGGUGAUGAAUAAAUUGCUAACAAUGGGCUCCUUUAAGAGGAUCACCCUGUAUGAUUACCAGGCCAUGUGCAGAGCUAACAAGGAGAGCAGCGACAGCGCCCACGGGCUCCUCAAUCCUUAUCACACCUUCCUGGCUGCAGUGAAAUGGAUAAUGACAGAACUUGUCUUGUUCCUGGUGGAAUUUAACCUCUGCAGUUGGUCGCACUCAGACAUGACAGCUGGAGCCCAGAAGUUGAAGUACACCCUGGAACCUUGUGACACGGAGUACCCCGCGUUUGUCUCGGAGCGCACCAUCAAGGAGACCACCGGGAACAUUGCGUGUGAAGACUGCUCCAAGUCCUUUGUCAUCCAGCAGAUCCCGAGCAGCAACCUGUUCAUGGUGGUGGUGGACAGCAGCUGCCUCUGUGAGUCCGUGGCCCCGAUCACCAUGGCGCCCAUUGAAAUCAGGUAUAAUGAAUCUCUGAAGUGUGAACGAUUGAAGGCCCAGAAGAUCAGGAGACGCCCCGAAUCAUGCCAUGGCUUUCAUCCUGAGGAGAACGCCAGGGAGUGUGGGGGUGCAGGGCGCCUCCGGGCCCCGCUUCUGCUCCCUCUGCUUCUGCCGCUGCUCUCCAGGUGACGCUGCCUGAGCUGUCCUCCUGGCAUGCUAACUCGUGGUAAACUGUGAACCAAACUAUGGUGCGACGUAGGAGACACACAACAUAGACCAACCAUCAGCAUCUCAUGGUUUUAAACUGUGCGUGAUAUCAACUCUUAAAGAUAAUCUUUUUAUGUUGCCAGUCAUGCAAAAUGUGAGUUUGCCACAUGAUCAUCAUCCUUCAUCAGAAAUGGGACUGCGAGGGGGAGGCCGGUCCCCUCAGCUUGGGACCCGUUGAAAACCGUGUACUUUUUAAAUAAAGUAUAUUAAAAUCAUA